Molecule: messenger RNA, 3234 nt
Organism: Octopus sinensis (East Asian common octopus)
Lineage: Eukaryota; Metazoa; Mollusca; Cephalopoda; Octopoda; Octopodidae
Product: protocadherin beta-15-like
Exons: 4
Coding region: 33-2927 (964 amino acids)
Biological process (GO): homophilic cell-cell adhesion
Cellular component (GO): plasma membrane
Molecular function (GO): calcium ion binding
Source: RefSeq, a predicted model, not a curated record
UGACAACUGUUGUUAUUUGAAUUAAUGCUUAAAUGACUGAAGUCAUGUUGUCAGUGUUGUUGAUGAUUGUGAUGUUGAUGGCUAACAGCUGCCUUUGUGUGGACCAUACCUACCACGUGAAAGAGAACAAUGAUAUAAACAGUUAUAUUGGAGAUAUUGUCACUGAUACACACUUACUGGAUAAUAUACAGUCACAGGACAAACUGACAUUUAACGUACUCCAGGGUGGCACUGAUGGAGGUGUUCAAUUGUUUAAUGUUACACCUGGAGGACAACUGCACACAGCUGCCAUAUUGGAUGCAGAAACUAUGUGCCAAUAUAAUGCGGAAUGUUUCAGGAUAUUAGAAAUAGCAGUUCAACAUGGCCAUUCUUUUAUCAAGAUAUUGGAAAUCAAAGUUAUAAUAGAAGAUGUCAAUGAUAAUUCUCCCAUGUUUCCCAACAAAGACUUUAAUAUACAGUUUGAUGAAAGUGCAACAAAAGGAAGAAAAGAAACACUUCCAAAUGCCAUUGACAAAGAUGUCAGUAUUGAGAACUCAAAAAUUUCUUAUCAACUGAGGAAUAAGCACGAAAAUAUAUUCCAGUUGUCAGUCUCAACUAUUUCUGAUAGUCAAAGUAACAUUGAAUUAAUAUUGGGUGGGAAACUUGACCGAGAGAAAAAGGAAAGUUAUGCUCUUCAACUAAUUGCUACAGAUGGAGGAUCACCAUCAAAGGAAAGUGUAUUGGACAUAAAAAUAUUAGUGAGGGAUAAAAAUGAUAAUGCUCCUGUAUUCUCUCAAAGUAUAUAUAAUGUAACAGUAAAUGAUACACACAGUAAAGAGAAGCCCAUUAUCAAAUUAAUAGCAACAGAUUUAGAUGAAGGGGAUAAUGGAAGAAUUGUGUAUAGUUUCAGCCAGGAUAUCUCAGAAAAAGACCGAAAAAAAUUCAUUUCAAAUCAAACCUCUGGAGAAAUAUAUAUAACAAACGAAUUUCAGUUUGGAAAAGUCUAUAAAUUGUUUAUUGAAGCCAGAGAUAAUGGUAAUCCUUCCAAGUUUUCUGUAGUGACUGUUGUUGUAAAUAGUAUCAGUCAUCUUAACAAUCCUCCCAAAAUUGAUGUCAAAUUUGUCUUAAAGUCAACUGGAAACACAGCUGUCAUCUCAGAAGGAACUCAAAUUCACAGUUUUGUUGCUUUUGUCAAAGUUACUGACAAUGACAAUGGAGUAAAUGGACAAGUGAAGUGUCAUUUACAAAAUAGAUAUCUUCAGCUUAUUUCAAUGUCUGAAAAGAAAUACAAAGUUGUUGUCAAGAGUGAAAUAGAUAGAGAGAGUGAGAAGAGCUUUAAUUUCACCAUUAAAUGUCAAGAUAAUGGUUUACCUCCAUUGAAAGUAGAGAAACAGUUUUCAAUGCUGGUCACUGACAUAAAUGAUGUACAACCUCAGUUUAGUCAGGACAUAUUUAAGUUUCUCACCUAUGAAAAUGAACACAAAGACUUCCCUGUUGGCUAUGUCAAUGCCACAGACCCAGAUAUUGGAGACGGAGGACAAUUAACCUAUUCUCUAUUAUCUAAUGGAAAAGAUAUUCUACCAUUUCAGAUAUCUGAUGUGGGAUUCAUUUCCACAACUGAGUCCCUAGACAGAGAAGAAAAGAACCUGUAUGAGUUUAAGGUUUUAGUAAAAGAUAAAGGAACACCAUCACUGGAGAAGAGAGCAAAUGUUGUUGUUGAGGUUAUGGAUUUAAAUGAUAAUGCUCCCUAUUUCAGUUUCCCUAAUGUUGACCCUUUCAGUCUUAAUGUCCACUACCAUCCCCACUCUGACCAGGAUAUCACAGUUGUUAGGGCCUCUGACAGAGACAGCCAACACAAUGCCUUCCUCACAUAUGAAAUACUCAGAGGUAAUGAGAAACACUUAUUUCAAAUGAACCAUCACUCUGGUGUCUUAUCUUUCUCUCGCUCACUUUACCAAAAUGAUGCUGGAUUCUAUGAACUGGAAUUAGGUGUGAAAGACAGUGGCAGUCCAGUUCUGUCAUCGACAACAACUUUGUCUUUGACUCUAACAGUUAGUAACACCACAUCAAAGAUAUUUAAGACUCCUUCAAAGACAACAACAGAAUCAAGUAAUGGUCUCCAAUUGAAUGUGAUGAUUGUUAUUGUUAUAGCAGCUGUGAUCGUAUCAGUUGUCAUAGUGAUCUCUAUAUCGAUCUGUAUAGUUCAUAGACUGAAGCAGACAGACAGCAACUAUAACAACAGUGUUGAUAUGUACCACAAGGUUACACCUGCAUUAAACGUCCAAUCAAAAUAUAUAUUUGAUCCCACUUGUGUUCUUCCUGGGAUUCAGUACACAUUGGAGGGAAAUGUAAAGAAAUCUCAACAACCAAUGGUAGACAGAGAAGAUAUUCACUGCAGAACCAUGCUAGGUAAUGGAUGGGAUAACUCAACAUUAAGACGUCAUCAGCAGAUGUUUGUUCCAAGAGAAGAAAGUAUGUCUCCAGGUUACAGAGAACUAAGCAGUGCUGACGAAACCAGCGAAAUGUCAAUCUUGUCUUCUCACACAGAUAGUAGUCAUGGCUGGAGUGUCGGUAGUGCUGGACAUUAUGAAACCCUGCCAGAUCUGUGUCGUUACCAAAUUGAACAUACAUGGAACAGGAGAAAACAGCUUCCACACACACUGGAUAGAUCGAGGGGAGAUAACAACAAUCAAUACCCUGGAUAUACUUACCAACCAAACAUUGAUUCUAACACAGUCUGUCAUCCUGACCAAAUACCUUUGAAUAUAACUGGUACCACAUCUAAGAUAACUGAACAACCAUCUACAACGCCAAUGACAAGUGUCUUUACUUCAAAUAAUAAACCACCUCUACCAGCUGUACCUAAAGUAACAACACUACCAAAGGUACCCUCAGUACUUCAGGUACCUGUUCUAUCUACACCAAACAACACCAUAGCAUUACAUUAACACUAAAAUAUUAUUGUCAUCAAUAAGGCAUUACUUGAUUAAACCUUAUUGAAACGGUUACUACCAUUAUUUUAAAGUAUUGAAUGAUAUUCCUGGGAAUUUAUCUUUGACAGAAAACAAGAGCCAUAUAUUUUACAAUUUGUAAACACAGGUGUGUGUGUAUAUAUACACACACACACUCGUGUUUACCAAUUCUGGAAUGUGUGUGAGAUAUAAUCCCGUUCAGUAAUAUUAUUCCUAAAUUCCAUUCCUGAUUGCUUUGUAUAACAGUUUUUAACAGUUACCUCCCUUGAUUAUUGUUUACCUU